Zea mays is the source of this 756-nucleotide messenger RNA. RefSeq lists its product as uncharacterized. The coding region runs from base 34 to 357 and encodes 107 amino acids. The record is from RefSeq and is a predicted model, not a curated record. NCBI's taxonomy places the organism in Eukaryota, Viridiplantae, Streptophyta, Magnoliopsida, Poales, Poaceae. The transcript has 2 exons.
UGACGUGGCCACUGGCAGGUGAGCUCUGUGCCCAUGCCGUCCAGCAACGGUUUCGCGGCCACAGCCCAGCAACGUUCGGACACAGCCCAUCCACGUCUCUGGGCCGCGGACGCGGAGGCCAUCUUUCUUGUGCGGCAAGAAGGGAUGGGGGAGGAUAGAAGAGGCCGCCGCGCCGCAAACAGAGAGAGAAGAGAAGCCGCGGUUCAACGAACGUCGGCGGCCAUUCACAGCCGGCCGGCACCUGCCCCCCUGCCCCACGGUUCAACGAAAGUCGGCAGGUUCUUCCCUCCAGGCAAGAUAAUAGUAGCACCUUUGAGCACUGCUGCUGAAAAUGAGCUGCGCCGAAUUGCCACCUGAAACCCCAGCUGUGAACGGAGAAGGGUCAUCUGCCGCCACCGCCGCCGCUCCUGGUGCCGGGUCGAAGCCGAAAAAGAAGAUAUGCUGCGCGUGCCCUGAUACAAAGAGGCUGAGGGAUGAGUGCGUCGUCGAGCACGGUGAGCCUGCUUGCACCAAGUGGAUCGAAGCUCACAAGCGAUGCCUCCGUGCUGAGGGGUUCAAUGUCUGAAACUUGUAGUCUGUCGGGCUCGCUUUCCUAGAACCGUAGGAAAUGGAAACAUUAGAAAAAUAGAGUUAUACAACUAGUCAUAAUAAUACCUUAAUGCCAGGAGUUAUACGGUAAGGGGAAAUCACGAUGUGAAAAUUAUGUUGGCGAUGAAACGUAUUUGAGAAUGAGAUUGUUGAAUUUUAUUCGCUAAA